This is a messenger RNA of Menidia menidia (Atlantic silverside), 2835 nucleotides long. The record is from the annotation of a GenBank genome assembly. Lineage: Eukaryota; Metazoa; Chordata; Actinopteri; Atheriniformes; Atherinopsidae.
UUGUCAAACGAUACUGCCUUUUUCGUGGAUGGGUUCAUUGUACAAGGUCCUCCGAGAAGAGAAGGUGACUGGUGCAUAGCCAGUAACAUGGACACUGCCGAAGAGGCGGAUAUUUGUCGGGUGUGCCGCUCUGAGGGGACCCCAGACAAACCCCUGUAUCACCCCUGUGUCUGCACCGGCAGUAUCAAGUUUAUCCACCAGGAAUGUUUGGUCCAGUGGUUGAAGCACAGCAGGAAGGAGUACUGUGAAUUAUGCAAACACAGAUUUGCUUUCACACCAAUCUACUCCCCAGAUAUGCCCUCACGUCUGCCCAUUCAGGACAUCUGUGCUGGCCUGCUGACCAGUGUGGGCACAGCCAUCCGCUACUGGUUCCAUUACACGCUGGUUGCCUUCGCAUGGCUUGGAGUGGUUCCCCUCACAGCAUGUCGCAUCUACAAGUGUCUUUUUACCGGCUCUGUGAGCUCCCUUUUGACACUGCCACUGGACAUGCUGUCUACAGAGAACCUCCUUGCAGACUGUCUACAGGGUUGCUUCGUGGUCACCUGCACCCUGUGUGCGUUCAUCAGCCUGGUGUGGCUCAGAGAACAGAUAGUCCACGGCGGCGCCCCACAGUGGUUGGAGCAGCACCAGCCGCCGCCCCCCAACCCAGCCGGACCGGCCAAUGAGGCCCAGGCUGCAGGUCAAGGAGCAGCUGAUGAGCCCCCUGCAGCCCAGCCGGCCCCUGCUGACCCCCCAGCCCAGAAUGAGGCGGAACCUGAGCCCCCAGAUGCCCCCCCAGACCAGGCUGAUGACCCAGAGCUGGAGGAGGAGGGGGCAGCCGCUGAAGACGCAGACCCCAACAACGGAGCACAAGAUGACAUGAACUGGAAUGCUUUGGAGUGGGACAGAGCAGCAGAGGAGCUCACCUGGGAAAGGAUGCUUGGCCUGGAUGGUUCGCUGGUAUUUUUGGAGCAUGUGUUUUGGGUGGUGUCUCUAAAUACACUCUUCAUUCUGGUCUUUGCAUUUUGUCCCUACCACAUCGGACACUUCUCCGUUGUUGGCAUUGGCUUUGAGGAAUAUGUUCAAGCAUCCCACUUUGAGGGCCUAAUCACAACAAUCGUGGGCUAUAUACUUCUGGCUAUGACGCUCAUCCUGUGUCACGGACUGGCUGCUCUGGUCAGGUUCCAACGCUCCCGCCGUCUCCUUGGAGUCUGCUACAUUGUUGUCAAGGUGUCUUUGCUGGUUGUUGUGGAGAUUGGCGUCUUUCCACUGAUCUGCGGCUGGUGGCUUGACAUCUGCUCUUUAGAAAUGUUUGAUGCCUCAUUAAAGGACAGAGAACUGAGUUUCAAAUCGGCUCCUGGUACUACCAUGUUCCUGCACUGGCUUGUGGGAAUGGUUUAUGUCUUCUAUUUUGCGUCAUUCAUUCUCCUUUUGAGAGAGGUGCUGAGACCGGGAGUUCUGUGGUUUCUGAGAAACCUCAAUGAUCCGGACUUUAACCCGGUGCAGGAGAUGAUCCAUUUACCCAUCUACAGACACCUGCGGCGGUUCAUCCUGUCCGUGGUGGUCUUCGGCUCCAUCGUGCUGCUCAUGCUGUGGCUGCCAAUCAGACUCAUAAAAGUACUGCUGCCCACCUUCCUGCCGUACAACGUAAUGCUCUACAGUGACGCCCCUGUCAGUGAGCUGUCUUUGGAGCUCUUGCUGCUUCAGGUGGUGCUUCCUGCCCUGUUGGAGCAGGGACACACCCGCCAGUGGCUGAAGGGCCUGGUCCGAGCCUGGACAGUUAGCGCUGGUUAUUUAUUAGACCUCCACUCUUACCUCCUUGGCGAGCAGGAGGACAAUGACGCCAACCAGCCUGUGAAUAACAAUAACAACAACAACCCCCCACACGGACACCACAACAACAAUAACAACCCUGCCCCUGCUGUCGGAGAGGGGCUGCAUGCAGCCCAUCAGGCCAUUCUUCAACAAGGGGGCCCUGUGGGUUUCCAGCCCUACCACCGACCCCUGCGCUUCCCUUUCAGGAUUGUUUUGCUGAUAGCCUUCAUGUGCAUCACUCUGCUGGUGGCCAGUCUUGUGUGCUUAACACUACCAGUGUUCACUGGCCGCUGGCUGAUGUCCUUCUGGACAGGAAAUUCCAAAAUCCACGAGCUGUACACAGCAGCAUGCGGUCUGUACGUCUGCUGGCUUUCUAUCCGUGGAGUGACUGUUCUGCUGGCCUGGAUGCCCCAGGGACGCAACGUCAUCAUGCGCAAAGUCCAGGAAUGGACGUUCAUGAUCCUGAAGACCCUCGUUGUGGCCCUGCUGGUCGCUGGGGUCAUUCCACUGCUGCUGGGCCUGCUGUUUGAACUGGUCAUUGUGGCCCCGCUCAGAGUACCUCUGGACCAAACACCGCUCUUUUAUCCCUGGCAGGACUGGGCUCUUGGAGUGCUCCACGCCAAAAUCAUCGCUGCCAUCACUCUCAUGGGUCCUCAAUGGUGGCUGAAGACCGUGAUCGAGCAGGUUUACGCAAACGGAAUUCGAAACAUUGAUCUCCAGUUCAUUAUCCGAAGACUGGCAGCUCCUGUCAUCACAGUCCUGCUGCUGUCCCUCUGUAUACCCUACGUGAUCGCAACUGGAGUGGUCCCUGCCGUAGGUGUGACCCCAGAGAUGGAGAUUCUGAUGCAGAGAAGGAUCUACCCAUUCCUGCUGAUGGUGGUGUCGCUCAUCGGCAUCCUCUCGUUUCAGAUCAGACAGUUUAAGCGCCUCUACGAACACAUCAAGAAUGACAAGUACCUGGUAGGCCAGAGACUUGUCAACUACGAACGGAAAUCAGGCAGAGCAAGUUCAGUGCCACCUCCAAACCCGGCUGCAGAGUAA